Zingiber officinale is the source of this 2774-nucleotide messenger RNA. Its product is annotated as glycerophosphodiester phosphodiesterase GDPDL4-like. The transcript is spliced from 9 exons. Gene Ontology annotation, biological process: lipid metabolic process. The record is from RefSeq and is a predicted model, not a curated record. Gene Ontology annotation, molecular function: glycerophosphodiester phosphodiesterase activity. NCBI's taxonomy places the organism in Eukaryota, Viridiplantae, Streptophyta, Magnoliopsida, Zingiberales, Zingiberaceae. The coding region runs from base 246 to 2507 and encodes 753 amino acids.
CUUGUCCUCUCUCUGCAAUUUUUUAUGCCUAGAUUUGCAAAACAAGAGCAGCGAUCGCAGAUUCCCCGAAAUCGGGUAGCUAGAUUCAUAUUACCCACACCGCGCCGCUGUCGGUCCACUGCUUCUCUGGCACACACAUUCACACUUUCUCUCCUGAUCCUAUCCGUUAUUCCCGGGCGGAGGGCUGCGGACGGAGUGCAACUACAAGCCAGGUAGGUUCUGCUAGGCCUUUUUGCGUGUGAGCAAUGGGGAGGAGGAGGAGGAGGAGCUCUCGAGUGGGCGUCUCCGCGUUCCUCGCUGCGUUCCUCUUGCUGCAGCUGGGUCUCGCUGCCGCCCAGAAUGCCUCGCCUUGGCUGACCUUGAGUGGUAAUGCCCCUGCAAUAAUAGCUAAAGGAGGCUUUUCUGGAUUGUUUCCUGAUUCCAGUUCGAAUGCCUAUACUUUUGUGUCAUUUUCCAGUUCUAAUGAUACAACUCUAUGGUGUGAUGUGCAAUUGACAAAAGAUGGCAUUGGAAUUUGUGUUCCCGACGUCAAUUUAGACAAUUGCACCGAUAUUGGAUUUGUCUAUCCUCAAAAUAAGACAGCAUAUGUGGUUAAUGGUGUAAACACAACAGGCUGGUUCUCUGUUGACUAUAACAUGAAUGAUUUGUCACCAGUAUCUUUAAAGCAACCAAUCUAUUCUCGAACAUUUAGAUUCGACAGCCUUGCAUUUCCCAUUCUUCCCGUUGAUCUUUUGGGAACACAAAUUAACCACAGUUCACUUUGGUUAAAUGUACAGCACAAUGCUUUCUACAUGCAACACAACUUGAGCAUGAGAAACUUCCUUCUUUCUGAAGUGAGGCGAAUUGUUGUGGACUAUGUGUCCUCUCCAGAGGUGGCUUUCCUCAGUGGUAUAGCACCAAGACUUCGGAGCACCAAGACAAAGCUCAUUUUCCAUUUUCUUGACAAAAGCAUUCUAGAACCAUCUACAAACCAGACAUAUGGUUUGCUGUUGAGCAAUCUCACAUUUAUUAAGACAUUUGCUUCUGGAAUUCUUGUCCCAAAGAAUUAUAUUUGGCCAGUUACAACUGACAAUUAUCUUCUACCUUCCACAUCUAUUGUUAUGGAUGCUCAUAAAGCUGGGUUGGAAAUUUAUGCAGCAGAUUUUGCAAACGAUAACAUUUUGAGCUUCAACUAUAGUUAUGAUCCACUAGCUGAAUAUCUCAGGUUCUUUGAUAAUAGAGUUUUCUCAGUUGAUGGGGUUGUUACUGACUCCCCUAUAACUCCAUCUGAGGCAAUAGGUUGUUUUUCUCAAUUAAACCAAAGCAGUGUUGAUCAUGGAAAACCUUUAAUCAUCUCACAUAAUGGAGCUAGUGGAGACUAUGCAGACUGCACUGACCUGGCUUAUCAAAAAGCAAUUGACGAUGGAGCAGAUGUUAUUGAUUGUCCUGUUCAAGUAACACAAGAUGGUCAUCUAAUAUGCAUGAGUUCUGUAGACCUUUUAGAUGAUACUACAGUCACAAAGUCACAAUUCAGCUCUCAAUUUUCUAAUAUUCCUCAACUUAAGAAUACUCCUGGUAUAUUUACUUUCAAUCUCACAUGGAACCAAAUCCAAAAGAAUUUGAAGCCAAUAAUUUCACAGCCAUUCUCAGCAUAUGGUAUAGUGCGGAAUCCGCGAUACAAAAAUAGUGGAGCUUUCUUGUCAUUAGCUGAUUUUCUAACAUUUGCAAGAGACAAGCCUUUAUCUGGGGUCUUAAUCUUGAUAGAGCAUGCUGCUUUUAUGGCUCAGCGAUUAAGUUUUAGUGUGGUAGAUUCAGUCAUUGCUGCCCUAAAUGAUGCGGGUUAUAACAAGACUACUUUAGAUGUCAUGAUUCAGUCAUCUGACAGUGCUGUUCUAGUGAGAUUCAAGCAGCUAACAAAUUAUAAGCUUGUCUAUCAAAUCGAAAAGUCCAUUCGUCACGCCGUCAAUUCCUCAGUAGCGGACAUCAGGACAUUUGCCAAUGCUGUUGCCCUCGACAAGCAAUCUAUAUAUCCUUCGACCCUGCUGUUCACCACAGGUGAAACUGGUCUGGUUUCUCAGUUUCAGGCUGCAGGCCUCGAUGUGUACGCUUAUGUGCUUUGUAAUGAGUUUGUAUCGCAACCAUGGGACUUCCUCUCAGAUGCAACUGUCGAGAUUAAUGCAUAUGUUGUUGGAGCUGGAGUGGAUGGGAUAAUUACGGACUUCCCAGGGACAGCUCGUCGAUACAAAAGGAAUUCCUGCAGGAACUUGGGAAGUAAUGCACCAAACUACAUGCAACCUAUUCAAGCUGGCCAACUCUUAACGCUAAUGACUCCAAGCUCGUUGCCGCCAGCAUUAUCGCCAAUUCCACCGUUGACAGUGUCUGACGUGGUAGAACCACCUUUGCCUUCUGCUUCAAGAUCUGUGGCUCCUGGUGCAUCACCUUCAUCUCUGAACCCUUCGAGCGGGCAGCGCAACGUAGUAUCAUUGUCUGUUUCCCUGUUGAUGGCCUGUGGGUUUCUGCUUGUCUGAAAAUUUUGUAGAGGCUGACACGGAGAUACUGAUAUGAUCCUUUGGUUCCUCUUUCAAUUCAUUCUAUGUUAGAUUAUCUGAUUUCUGGAUUCAUCAUCUUUCUGCUGUUCAUUCUACUCCACUGUAAUCUAUUGGUGUGAUACAAGACAAGAGGGAGCUAAAGUACUGGUUAGUGGUGUUCUUGUUCUUUCUACUAAAGUUUUUGCUUGUCUAGUGAAGUCAACUCCUAAAUUUAAUUUUGAUCACCUUUAUUGACUUGUACUCUAA